AUGAAUAAUGCAAUCGGCAACAUUGGAAACGUUACAACAACACACUACAACAGCAUCGCCAGUGCCGUCAACAGUUCCGUACCCUAUUGGGAAUAUGCCGCCCUGUUACAACCAUUGGCCGCGUCCAUACCGAGAGCCUUUAACACAAUGGAACAGGCACACACUUCCGAGCACAAAUCGGACGCAGGCACAGCACACCAAGAUCCACAGCAGCACAUGUCCGCACAAUAUUACCCCUCAUCUGGAGCAGCAGCAUUACCCCACACACCCGCCUUUACACGAAAUGACAAUCACAACAACAGCGCCGCAAUCAGUUCUUCUGCGCCAAUUACCCCAUCACCCCCCUUCUACUCCAGCUACAAUAUAUCCGAUGACCUGUUCUACUAUUUCAAUGGUUUUGUGGAACACGGCGACGCCAUCUCAUCAACCAUAUCAAGCACCGCACCAACCAUCACGGCGGAAUCAUUCGCCACAACACCUGCGGAUCCCUUCAACAGCACCAGCAUACCUCAAGAACCGGAUUUGUCGGAGUUUCUCACAUCUCUAUCCAAUGAUCGUGUCAGCCUGCUAUCGUUUCUCUUCCUCUUCUCCUUCGCCACUGUCUUUGGCAACUCGCUGGUCAUACUGGCCGUCAUAAGAGAGCGUUACCUGCACACGGCCACUAAUUAUUUUAUCACCAGUCUGGCGGUGGCUGACUGCUUGGUCGGUUUGGUUGUGAUGCCUUUUUCGGCACUGUACGAGGUCCUGGAGAAUACGUGGUUCUUCGGUACCGAUUGGUGUGAUAUCUGGAGAUCACUUGAUGUGCUCUUCAGCACGGCUUCCAUUCUCAAUCUAUGUGUCAUAUCACUGGACCGCUACUGGGCCAUAACAGAUCCGUUUUCAUAUCCCAUGCGUAUGACUGUGAAGCGGGCCGCAUCGCUAAUCUGUGCGGUAUGGGUGUGCUCCAGUGCCAUCAGUUUUCCGGCUAUACUGUGGUGGCGGGCAGCCCGUGAUGGUGAGAUGCCAGCCUACAAGUGUACCUUUACGGAACACUUGGGCUAUUUGGUGUUCUCCUCGACUAUCUCAUUUUACCUGCCGCUCCUCGUGAUGGUAUUUACAUAUUGCCGCAUUUAUCGAGCGGCAGUGAUACAGACGCGUUCACUGAAGAUCGGCACGAAACAGGUGUUAAUGGCCUCCGGUGAAUUGCAGUUGACGUUGCGCAUACAUCGCGGCGGUACCACACGAGAACCAUCCACCAGCUCUCACCAUCAGGCGCUGCACGGUUCAUUGGGCGGCGGUCCCAGUGGUGGCUCUCAACAUCAUCCGCAUGUCCAUCAUCAUCAUCGUACGUCACAUCAUAAUCACAGUAAUGCGGGCACCACCACAUCUACGCCGGAAGAGCCAGAUGAUGAACCGCUAUCGGCAUUGCACAAUAAUGGUUUGGCUCGGCAUCGCCAUAUGGGCGGUAAGAAUUUCUCAUGGUCAAGGAAAUUGGCCAAAUUCGCCAAGGAGAAAAAAGCGGCGAAAACGUUGGGAAUCGUAAUGGGUGUCUUCAUCGUUUGUUGGCUGCCAUUUUUCGUAGUAAAUUUAUUAUCGGGUUUUUGCAUGGAAUGCAUAGAACAUGAGGAGACUGUAUCGGCGGUUGUAACAUGGUUGGGUUGGUUUAAUUCCGGCAUGAAUCCGGUUAUUUAUGCGUGUUGGAGCAGAGAUUUUCGGAGAGCUUUUGUACGAAUCCUGUGCGUUUGCUGUCCCAGAAAAAUCCGAAGAAAAUACCAGCCGACUAUGCGUUCAAAGUCACAGUGUCAUGUGGCUGCUGCAAUGGUGGCUGCUUCCACCUCAUUUGGCUAUCAGUCCGUGAAUCAGUUCAAUGACAAUCGCACGAUGAUGUGACGCCAGCUUAGCAGUUGCAGUUCCUGUAGCGGGAGCAGCAACUGCGGUAGAAACAGUGUUCUACACCACCAUCAUCAUCAUCACCACCAUUCCCAGCAGCAACAAUCACCACAACAACAGCAGCGUGAAUCCCGGACCUGUACAAGGUGUCAAAGUUUUCAUCGCCACAAUCAUCGUCAACGCCGACGAUCCUCAGGUGUACACUUUGGUGCGGCGACCACAAUGUCUAAUAUCACCAAAGCCAUCGUGACCAUAACACCACCGGUGCCAACGGGUACAGCCAGUGCCAAUGCCUUGACGCCUUCGUCCAUGACAAGUUUGUCACUAAAUUCCGGACUCUCACCACAUCACACGGCCCUCAAUUCACCCGGUUCGUUGAGUGCGGCCACCACACCCAUGACUGCCGGGCCAUCGGGCAAACAUUGUACAUUUGCUCUGACGCCCAUUACCAUACCACCGCCACCUAAUAAAGUCUCCUUCUUGUCGACGGCUAAAUUUGCCAGUUCCUCAAACAUAGCUCUGGCCACCACAUCGGCUAUGGUGGCAGCCUCAGCUGCGGCCGCGGCAUCAAAGACAACACCAACCUCAGCAGCCUCCGCAGCAGCAACACCUUCGAUACGUACACCCACGGAAAUUUCUGAUGACACAAUGCCAACGCCAAACUCAUCUGCUUUGAUAUCGUCGAUGUCGAUGCACAAAUCGCACAGCCAUCAAAAACUUGAAAUGCGUCAAAGUUGUGCGAGUCAAAUUACCACCGUCGAGGAUGUUGAUGAAAUUUGCAAAUUGUCGUUAACCGAUGAGCGGAAUAAUAAUGGCAUCACUGAUGAUGACGAGGACGAUGAUGAUGCGGAUGCUGAUGCUGAUGACGUUGACGAUGCCAUAGGGGAAAUUGAAAGUAAUAUUCUCGGCAGUGGCAGUUGUGGCGGUGGUAGCAGCUCACAUCAUUACUCCAACAGUCAUUCAAAUUCUUCGUUAUCUUCAUCAGCGGCUGUUCUCACACGUGAUAACAUAAUGAUUCCUUAA
Musca vetustissima is the source of this 2892-nucleotide messenger RNA. RefSeq names its product dopamine receptor 2-like. Gene Ontology annotation, biological process: adenylate cyclase-activating adrenergic receptor signaling pathway. The record is from RefSeq and is a predicted model, not a curated record. Gene Ontology annotation, molecular function: G protein-coupled receptor activity. The transcript has 3 exons. Lineage: Eukaryota; Metazoa; Arthropoda; Insecta; Diptera; Muscidae. Gene Ontology annotation, cellular component: membrane.